AAGUAAAGCCAAUUGCGCUCCCUCGCCACCAUGUUCUCCUCCCUCGCGCUCCGCACGCUGCGGACACUCAUUCAGCGCCCUUCCCUCACCGCAACCCCCUUCAGACAACCACCGGCCUCUUGCUCAAUUCCCCGGUUCCAGCCCGUAUUCCGCACCUCGGCGGCCCUGACAGCCACAACGGCAGCUAUCGCAAAGCUCUCAAUUAGACAGUUCUCUACGUCUCCACUGCGUCAGGCAACAUACAACCAAGUGCGUCGAGGAUGUCGGACCUCGCAGCGUGCGCGCCGUUCACGUUCUCCGGCGCUUAUUGGCCGCGCCCAGAUGAAGGGUGUUUGUUUGAAGACUGGUAUUACAAAACCCAAGAAGCCUAAUUCCGGCGAGCGAAAGACGGCUAGGGUGCGAUUGAGCAGUGGGAGGAUUGUGACUGCUUAUAUUCCCGGUGAAGGUCACAAUGUCCAGCAACACAGCGUUGUUCUUGUCCGCGGUGGCAGAGCUCCGGAUUGUCCUGGUGUGAAGUACCAUUUGGUUCGUGGUGCUAUGGAUCUGGGUGGCGUUGCCAGUCGGUUGACUAGCAGGUCCAAGUACGGUACUAAGAAACCUAAGAGUGAUUAAGCCUUUCUUUCCUCUUGGGUCUGUGUGAUUGGCAUGGUGGUGAUCUGGCAAUGAGGGACUUUUUACGGACGUGUGUUUUCUUUUUGGCGCUGUUUGCGAUCUGUAUCAAUAUUACUCCCAUCGGAUGAUUGUACUAAAUAAAUAUUUCUUGUCGAAUCUCUUUUUUUCUUUCGUUUCUUGGGCACGGUUUGGAAUAACCUAGCUCCCUCAGAUCAUACAUAUACAUAUGUACAAAUAUAGGUAUCUAUAAAACGCAGGUGUGAAUUCAGACCGAACACCCUUUUGAUGCAGAGAUAACGCCGGAGUCUCGACACC
Aspergillus ochraceoroseus IBT 24754 is the source of this 927-nucleotide messenger RNA. Its product is annotated as mitochondrial 37S ribosomal protein uS12m. Gene Ontology annotation, cellular component: small ribosomal subunit; ribosome. Gene Ontology annotation, molecular function: structural constituent of ribosome. The coding region runs from base 31 to 612 and encodes 193 amino acids. The record is from RefSeq and is a predicted model, not a curated record. Lineage: Eukaryota; Fungi; Ascomycota; Eurotiomycetes; Eurotiales; Aspergillaceae. The transcript is spliced from 3 exons. Gene Ontology annotation, biological process: translation.